This is a messenger RNA of Phalaenopsis equestris, 1964 nucleotides long. Its product is annotated as putative disease resistance protein At3g14460. Lineage: Eukaryota; Viridiplantae; Streptophyta; Magnoliopsida; Asparagales; Orchidaceae. The record is from RefSeq and is a predicted model, not a curated record.
AUGGUUAUAAGAUUUGGGAGCUGAAACAUUCGAAUAACAUUUGUCGAAUACAAAAAGUGAGGAAUCUGAGGAUGUGUAAAAGCUCUUUUUUGUGUUCUUCCAGUUCCUAUAGUGAUGACGAAUCAUAUUAUGAGGAAAACCUCACAUAUUUGUCGUUAGAUUGGGGUGACUAUGACCGCAUAAAUAAGGGAAGAAGCGGCACCCUUAAAUGGGGUUCCUAUGAACGCACGGAUGCAGGAAGUGGUACCUUCACCAACUUUGAACAUCUGCUUACAAACCUUCAAAUAGAUAAGAAAAGCAGAACAUCAAGAAACAUGGAACCAGAUUCAGACUCAGAAGUGGUGAUGCUUGAAAAACUUAUACCACCCAACGACAUAAAGGAAUUGUUGAUGCAUGCAUACAUGGGUGCAGGGUCUACGUUAUGGUUGAACAAAGACAAUUCGAUCUUUAAUGUAGAAUAUAUCAGACUAGAUAAGUGUUUGAAGUGGAAAAUUCUUCCACCUUUUGGGCAGCUUCCUCGUCUCAAGUAUCUUUACCUUCUUAACAUGCCAAAAAUAGAGCUGCUCGAUAAUAAAUUUCAUCAGGAUCGAAAGGUUUGUACCCUUCCAUCACUGGAGUUGCUACAUAUUGAAAAUUUACAAGUAUUGAAGUUUUGGUUUGAUGUAGAAGCAACAAAAGAUAAUUGUUUGUUUCCUUGCUUAAAUAAACUCUACCUCAAGGACUGCCCAAAGUUGCAGGAGUUGUCCUAUUUACCUCCUAAGCUCAAGAGAUUGGAGUUAGAUAACAUUCCGUGGAAAUCUUUUGACUUUCUAAAGGAUAACAACAGCUGUUGCAACAUUAUAAUUCAAAAUUGCGGCAAUUUAAAGUAUUUCUCAAGAGAUAUGGCUUCGAGCUACGAGCUCAGAUUGAGUGCAGAAGUUAUAAAUGAUCCAUCCGUGUUGAUGAUGGAGCCAUUGAGAAGUACUGAGUCCAUUAACUUGUUGACAAUUAGUGAUUGUCCGAUGAUUUCAUUUCCAUAUGGGGCUGAGCAGUGGUUUCAGAAAGUUAGUUACAUUUGUGAGUUGUACAUGGCAAGGCUUCAAAAUCUUAGGUGUCUGCCUUACUUCUCUUCACUGGAGAUUUUAUAUGUGAUGGAUGUUCCUAAGCUCCAGAGGUUGUCAUACAUCCCCGCCUCUCUAAAAAAAUUAAGUCUUAGAAAUCUCAAAUCAUUGCAGGAUCUUCCAUCUUUUACGGACAUCUCUUCACUUAAGAUUUUAGAGAUGAUAGAUGUUCCCAAGCUCCAGAGGUUGUUGUACAUCCCCGCCUCUUUGAAACAAUUAAGUCUUCAAAAUCUCAAAUCAUUGCAGGAUCUUCCAUCUUUUAGGAACGUCACUUCACUUGAGAUUUUAAAUAUGUUAAAUGUUCCCAUGCUCCAGGGUCUGGCGUACAUACCCGCCUCUCUGAAACAAUUAAAUCUUGAAAAUCUCAAAUCAUUACAGGAUCUUCCAUCUUUUAGGGACGUCUCUUCACUUGAGAUUUUACAUAUGAUAAAUAUUCCCAAGCUCCAGAGUCUGUCGUACAUUCCCGCCCCUCUGAAACAAUUAAAUCUAAAAAAUCUCAAAUCAUUGCAGGAUCUUCCAUCUUUUAGAGACGUCUCUUCACUUAAGAUUCUGCAUGUGAUAGAUGCCCCUAACCUCCAACAACUACCUAACAUCCCUGCCUCCCUGGAAGAAUUACGGCUUGAAAGACUCAAAUCAUUGCAGAGCCUUCCAUCAUUUAGGAACGUUGCUUCACUUAAGAUUUUAAAUGUGGAAAAAGUUUCGCUGCUCCGGCUGCUGCCUGAAAUCCCCGCCUCUCUGAAACAUCUAACUCUUCAAUAUCUUGAAUCAUUGCGGUGGCUGCCAAUUUCUUUGCCCUACUCUUCACUUGAAACUCUACAUAUUAAAAUGGUUCCUCAACUCCAAUUGCUCCCCCCGAAGAUCCUC